This is a messenger RNA of Leptopilina heterotoma, 4994 nucleotides long. It is a transcript of the gene spn-E, whose product is annotated as probable ATP-dependent RNA helicase spindle-E. Gene Ontology annotation, cellular component: intracellular anatomical structure. Gene Ontology annotation, molecular function: ATP binding; RNA binding. Bases 211 to 4614 code for a protein of 1467 amino acids. NCBI's taxonomy places the organism in Eukaryota, Metazoa, Arthropoda, Insecta, Hymenoptera, Figitidae. The record is from RefSeq and is a predicted model, not a curated record. The transcript is spliced from 12 exons.
ACUCUUCUCCCUUUGUUCAUCAUUCACCAUGAGCCCUGCAUCAGAGUUUAUUACCCAUUAAAAUCGCCGGUUAAAAGUGAUAUAAAACAUUAAAAAUUCUACAUGUAGUUUUUAGUGUUGAAUUUGAUAAAAAAGUGCCUAGAAAAUGAUUUUUUAUUAACAAAUUCAUUUACCUUGGUGAUAAAAAAAUAAAUUAAAACCAAAAAAAAAAUGGAUCCACUCGAUCUUUUUAAGCCAAAUACGAAAUUCAAGCGAGUUUAUAUGGAACCAAGAACUAGUCAGAGAUACGUCCCAACGAAUAUGGAGGCGAUUGAUCGUGAACUGGAAGCAUUAUAUCCUCAAACUGUUCAGGAAAAUAAGGAAUACGUCGAAGAAUAUGUUAAAGCUGAAGAACGAAGAAUGCUUGACGAAGCAAGUAAUUUUGAUGGUCACGAUAAGACGAAAAAUUUUGAUGAAAUUUCACGUGGUACAUUACCGGUAAUGCAAGAAGUUCAAGACGAGGAACUUACGAAAAUUUACAAAACAUACAAUUUUGCUCAUCGUCAGAAUGAAAAUCUCUCGAUAUCGCCAAAGAAGGAGGAAAUUAUAGCAAUGAUAGAGACAAAUUCUGUGGUGAUAAUUCAAGGACCAACUGGAUGUGGAAAAACUACGCAAGUUCCACAAUUUUUACUAGAUAAUAGUUGUAAAAAACGAGUGCCAUGCAAUAUAAUUGUUACACAACCGAGAAGAAUAGCGGCAAUAAGUAUCGCGAAACGUGUGAGCAAAGAAAGAGAAUGGCCAUUGGGAACAUUGGUUGGCUAUCAAAUUGGAAUGAAAAGUUGCUUUUCAAAUGACACGAGAUUAACGUACUGCACGACUGGUGUAUUAUUGAGAAAAUUGAUAAAUUCCAAAAAUAUGCUCGACUAUACGCACAUUAUUUUGGAUGAAGUACACGAGCGCAGUCAGGAAAUGGAUUUUCUUUUACUUGUCGUUCGUAAAUUAUUGCGAACAAAUUCACGGCAAGUUAAAGUUAUUUUGAUGUCAGCAACAAUUGACGUUGAUAAAUUUGCCUCUUAUUUUCAAAGUCCAAUAAAAAAAGAUAAAAUGGGCAACGCGCCAAUUAUCGAUAUUUCAAAACGAAGUCAAUUUGACAUCAAUAUUUUCUAUCUUUGUCAAAUGGGUUCAAUUGCACCGUUGCCGGAAGUGUCCUAUGAUGAACCGCGUAUAUCGAGAGAGAUGAUGAAUUUCUGUUCGAAAUUAAUAAUUGUCUUCGAUGAAAUUGACAAGACUUGUCAGGAUUGCACCGAUGAGGAUGAUAACAAUGAUGAUGACGAGGACAAUGAUGGAGAUGAAAAUUCAUUUCAACGUCAUGUUGUUCUUGUAUUUAUGCCUGGUAUUUAUGAAAUUGAAGAGAUGCACGAUAUUUUAAAAUCGCCGAGUCAUCAAAAUUGGAAUUGGGACAUUGUUGUUAUGCAUUCGUCAAUAACAAGCGACGAGCAGGAGAAAAUUUUCCAAAAACCACCGCGCGGUCAUCGACGUAUUAUUCUCUCGACAAAUAUUUCCGAGAGCAGUAUCACCGUUCCUGAUGUUAGAUAUGUAAUCGACUUUUGUCUCACGAAACAACUCGUGAUGAACCCGGUUACGAAUUUUCAAUCUCUCGAACUUGUCUGGGCAAGUCAAGCAAAUUGUGAUCAAAGGGCAGGACGAACGGGUCGUGUAAUGAAAGGUCGCGUUUAUCGUCUAGUACCAAAAGAAUUCUAUCAGUACUUUCCAAAAGACAGCGAUCCAGAAAUGAUGCGUUCACCGCUCGAGUCACUUGUUUUGAAUGCAAAAUUAUUGGAUAUGGGCGAACCGAAGGAAUUAUUGGCACUGUCAAUGGAUCCGCCUGAUUUGUCAAAUUUAAAGCGAACUGUAAAACUUUUAAAAGAGGCCGGCGCCUUAUUUAAUGUCGAUGAUGAUUUCAAUGAUAGCGACGGGACAUUAACUGAUCUUGGAAGAAUAAUGGCCCAUUUACCAUUGGACAUUAGAAUUUCAAAAUUGAUCGCUCUCGGUCAUUGUUUUAGUAUUUUAACCGAUGCAAUAAUAAUGGGAGCGAGUAUGGCGACAAAAAGUAUGUUCAGCAAUCCGUUUCAAAAGAAACUUCAGGCGUAUAAUGCGAAAAUUACUUAUGCCGAUACAUCUUGCAGUGACUGCAUUGCCUCGCUCAAUGCCUUCAAGCUUUGGCAGCGGGAAAAGGCGAGUCGGCGAAUAACGACAAAAGCAUCGGAAAGUGCAUGGGCACAACGACAUUUUAUUCAAGUGCGUGUAUUACGUGAAAUUUUGCUUCUAAUUGGAGAUAUUGAGAAGCGUUUACAAAGAAUGGGAAUUGUCGAGAGUGUCGGUGAGAAUCGUGUUACUUGGAAUGAUAAUGAAUGGGCCUUUGUACAAAAAAUUAUACUCGCCGGAGCAUUUUAUCCAAAUUAUUUUGUGAAAAAUGCAAAAACACUUGAAGAAAAUGGAAAGAAUUCGCUGAAAAUGGUCGCUGGACUGGAUCCAGUGAAGACAGUAUUUCUUCAAGGUUGGCCCGAAAAUCAACCCGGUAAACUUUAUGCCAAACGAAUACAAGAAUUAUUCACUGAAUGCGCACCAUCGUCAAUUGAUAAAAUUUUCAUCUCCUUCGACAUUUCACAACGUAUUUACAUUCACUUUUGGAAUCGUGAGAGAAAAUUUGCCGAAGACGAUAGAGCUCCGGAUGUAACUGGAAAAAUUUCACCCGCAGUUUAUAGAGCGAUAAAAUUGCGUAAAGUAAACACAACAUUGGCGGUGAAGGUACUCGAUGAGAAUUCAUCGAUUGCAAUGGCAAGAGAAUUGAAAUUAAUUGGCGAUCGUGGACAAACAUUUUUUGACGAAAAACCAUUAAAUUUGCGUGCAAGAAAAAACUUUGGCAUUCGUCCCGUUUUACCAGGACUUGAUAUUUCAAUGAUAAGAUUGAAAAUAACCGAAGUCAUUGAUCCAGGACAUUUUUGGGCGCAAAUGAUUGACGACGAUUCACAAUUGAAACUCGAUUGUAUUCUAAAGCGUGUGAAUUCAAAAGACAGUUAUCUAGAACCAAUAAAAACAAUGCCAAAAAUUGAGACACUUGUCUUUGCGCCAUUUUCAAAUCAAGAUAAACGUUAUCAUCGGGCGCAAAUACAAAGUUAUAAAACUGAGAAAGGAAUACAAAUUGCAAACGUUUUAUACGUUGAUUGCGGUAAAAUGGCUUUGGUGCAAGUUAAAGAUUUACGUAUAUUGAAUGUAACGACGCCGCAGGACGAGAGGGACUUUGAUUUACCGGCGUUGGCGUUUGAAUGUGUUUUGGCAAAUUUACGACCGACAUUUAUGUCAAGUAUCAGUGGACAAUGGUCAUCGGAGGCGAAACGUGAAUUUGAUCAAUUGUUGCGCGGUGAGAAGAGGCCGAAAUAUAUUUUUGGUGAAAUUUAUUCUGUUGUCAAUUCUGUGGUUGCAUUGACAUUGCAUUGUAAAAAGUCAAUGGGCGAUAAUGUUGAGGCAAUAAAUGUGAAUCAGUAUUUAAUUGAGAAAAAUUAUGCUGAAUCAUUUGAGGAGGAUUAUUUGUCACGUUUUAAUCAUGAAUUGAGAGAGAAUUAUGAUAAUUAUGAGGCAUCGCAAAAGGAAGUUUUUGAGGAACAACAAUACGAUCAAUGCAGUACUAUGGAGAUACAUCCUGAGCCACCGAAUGAAAAGGAAUGCACGAAGACGAUUUUUUUGCGAGGUCCUUUCUCACCAUUGGAAAUUGAAUUGAUGCAUUUGACAAAUGCUGGGGCUUCGAAAAAGGUAAAUAUCGAUCAUCAAUCUGUGAAUUCGGUGCUUUUGGAUACGGCGCCAAAUGAUCCUCACGAUCGUCUCUUGGUUGCCGGUUUUGUUGGUGAAAGUCCAUCGGGUAAAAAUUUGAAUUUACGCGAAACAACAUUAAUGCCAAAUCUUCCGGGUCUAACGUCACUUUUAUCAUUAAUGUUUUGCCCACGAAUGGAAUUGAGACGCACUGCAACAAAAGGCGAUUAUGUCGGUGCUUUAUGUGGAUUGGGAAUUUAUCCCAGAAAGAAUGAUGACGAUCCAGCAAUUCCUUUAUUUAGGGAACAUGACAUGGAAAUUAAUUUCGAUGUGGAAAUAACCAAUGACGAUUUACUCGGGAUCAACAAACUGCGACAUUGGAUGAAUUUGUGUUUAACCUUUAAUGCAGAUUCGAAGGAUAAUAUGAGCGAUACAAUUGACUGUCAAACACAAAUUAAAAAGUAUUUGUUUGAGUUGAUGGACAGAAAGCGAAAAUCACAAAAGCCAGAAAUGGUGUUUCAUUUUAGUAAAUGGAAACUUUAUCCGGAAGCAGAUUUUCUAAUGCCCGGAAGACAAUCACUUGCGAGCAAAUCAGUUUAUCCUCUGCAUUGUGCACUUGAACUCGUACCAGAAGACGAGGAGAAGAAAUGUUUGCGGAAUAAUCAACUGGAAUUACUCGAACUCGCCAGAACUGAUAUGAGAAAUCGUCGAAAUGUAGACACAAAAUGUUUACUCUGUUCAGAGGAGAUUUUUGGAAUAAAUCAGCUGCGUGCUCAUUUAUUCUCCCAACAACAUCAGCAAGCAAUGAAGAGAAGUGGACUUAAAUAAAAAAUUCUCUCAAUGCUUUUGUCCAAUUACUGGAAUCUUCUUCCAAAAAAUAGUAUUAAUGGCAAGAAAGUGAAAUUUGAACACAAUUACUUUUCUUUAUAUAAUUAUAAAAUAUGUAAUAAAAGAAGAAUUUUCUAUUUUUUUACUGAACACUUUUGUUCAAUAUAAAAUUCGAAUUAUGUUUAGUUUAUAUAUUUAAAUUGUAAUAUUUACUUUAUUCUAUUGACAAAAAAAAAUGAGAUAGUUUUAUUUUAUGAACGAAUUUUUUUUUCUGCGAAAUGUUGUAUUGAAAUUGUAUUGUUUCUUUUUUUUAGUUUAUAUACCUAUAAACCUUUAAACUGUGAAAAUUGUAAUAAAAAAUUUAUAAUAGUUUCAUAAAA